Molecule: messenger RNA, 1152 nt
Organism: Symbiodinium necroappetens
Lineage: Eukaryota; Dinophyceae; Suessiales; Symbiodiniaceae
Source: the annotation of a GenBank genome assembly
AUGUCGAGUUAUGUCGAACAGGACAUUCUGUCCUGCUGCAGCACGAUCAUCAUGCGCGGCACCGAUAUCCUCGAUUAUAAGACUUUCGGGUAUAUGGACAAAGACAGUGGUGCGCCCCUGACCGAAGAUGCGAUCUAUCGGAUGUAUUCCAAUACCAAGAUUGUUACUUCGGUUGCUUUGAUGAUGCUGUUGGAAGAGGGCAAAUUUGCCCUGGACGACGAAUUGUCCCGUUACAUGCCGGAGUUUGCGGACCCUAAGGUGUUGCGCCCGGAUGCAAAAUCCGCCGAUGACGUAGAAGCGGCCAGCCAGCCGAUUUUAAUCAAACACAUCCUCAGCCAUAGCGCGGGAUUAAGCUACGGGUUUAUUGAACCGGAAUCCAUUGUUGAUCAGGCGUACGCCGGAAAGUUGAAUGUGCUGGGCGACUUCAGUGUCGACCUGGAAGAAUUCUGCAGCCGCGCAGCGUCAUUGCCGUUAGCUUAUCAACCCGGCACCAGCUGGCGUUAUUCAGUGGCAACGGACGUAUGUGCGCGUCUGAUUGAAGUGCUCAGUGGCCAGCGCUUUGAUGAGUUUCUCAAGAGCCGAAUAUUCAACCCGUUAGGUAUGAGUGAUACAGACUUCUGGGUGCCACCAGAAAAAGCAGAUCGCUUUAUUACCAUGUAUGCCCCAACAGAUCUGUUGGAUCCCAUGAAGCCCGGCAUGGUAAAGGUUGAUGACCCGGUUUCAGGUUCAUACAACAGUCCGCGUAAACUGCUCAGCGGUGGUGGCGGCCUGGUGUCUACCAUGGGCGAUUACAUGACGUUUAUUCGUGCCAUUGUGAACAAUGGCAGCUGGCAGGGUGUGCAACUGUUGCAGCCGCAGACGCUGAAACUGAUGCGCACCAAUCAGCUGGCUCCUGGUGUUGGUGUUUCGUUCCCGAUGUGGGAUAUGCCGGGUACCACAUUUGGUCUUGGUUUUGCGCUGCAUGAAACCCUGCAACCGGGUGAACCCGCAGGCGCAAAAAAUGAAUACCACUGGGGCGGUAUGGCAGGCACGCAUUCGUGGAUGGCGCCGGAGGCGGGCAUUACCGGUAUGUGCUCAACACAGCGAAUGCCUGGCUUCUGGCAUCCUUUCAGCCAUGAAUUCAAGAGCCUGGCCUACCAGAUCGCCGGCUGA